AUCUGAUGGGUCCAACCCCUUGCAAUAUACCAUAUCAGAUUGCAAUCCAUCAGGUUCGAUUACUAACAGUAAAGAUUUUAUCAACAAAUUCCGUUUCGGGAAAAAAAACCCAAUUAUUCCUUCACUCCUGAAACCAGCUAUAUGAUGCUAAAUGUAUUAUCCACAACAAGACAUUAGGUAGCUCCACGGUAAAACUGGAUCUCUGUUAGCUACGCUGCUAACUUACUAGCUAACACAUUGUAACAGCGAACUUGGCAGGUCAGACUUUCGUCCGAGUGAAUGUGAUAAUUCUCUGUCAAGCAAGCACUCUCCAGAAGAUGGAUCAGGAAAGAAACCCUUGAGAAAAGGCGUUUCACAAGUCAGACCAGUUGAUUCAUAUUUUAAGAUUGAAAAUUGAAGACAUGGAGGCUACAGUUGUGCUUCCAGUUCUGAAGAAAAGGCUGGCUUUCCUGUCAGGGGGGAAGGACAGACGCAGUGGCUUAAUCCUGAGCAUCCCGCUGUGCACGGAACAGACCAGCAUGGAGGAGCUCAGCUCCACACUGGACUAUCUGCUCGGCAUCCCCAGUGAGAAGUGCAAAGCACGAGGCUUCACAGUCAUUGUAGAUGGCAGGAAGUCUCAAUGGAAUGUAGUGAAGACAGUGGUACUCAUGUUGCAGAAUGUAAUACCAGCUGAGGUGUCCUUGGUAUGUGUGGUCAAGCCUGAUGAAUUCUGGGACAAGAAGGUGACCCACUUCUGUUUCUGGAAGGAGAAAGACAGGCUUGGAUUUGAGGUUAUUCUUGUAUCUGCCAAUAAACUUACGCGCUACAUUGAGCCAUGUCAACUGACAGAGGAGUUUGGGGGAAGCCUACUUUACGAUCACAUUGACUGGCUGAACAAAAGACUGGUCUUUGAGAAGUUCACAAAGGAGUCUACUUCCCUCCUGGAUGAGCUUGCUGUCAUUAAUGAAAAUGAGAAAGGAAGCCAGCCAGACAAGGACAGACCCUUAGAUUGUACCUCCCUCCCAUCAUUUGACCCUGAGACUGUCUUACAGACUGGUCAUGAGCUGCUGUCCGAGUUGCAGCAGCGGCGCUUUAACGGUUCGGAGGGCGGGACGGCCUGGUCUCCCAUGGACGACGAGCUGCUGGCUCAGCCACAGGUGAUGAAGCUGCUGGACUCGCUGAGGGAGCAGUACACCAAGUACCAGGAAGUGUGCCGGCUUCGCAGCAAGCGCUCACAGCUGGACGAGAUCCACACCAAAGUCAUGCAGGUUGUGAACUGGCUGGAGGGCCCAGGUACAGAGCAGCUCAGCAGGCAGUCUGGGAUUGGAGAUUCCAUCAGAGCCUCUCAGGCCUUGCAGCAGAAACACGAGGAGAUCGAGAGCCAGCACAGCGAGUGGUUCGCCGUGUACGUGGAGCUGAACCAGCAGAUCGCGGCACUGCUAAGCGCAGUGGACGAGGAGGACCUGGAGGAGCUGAAGGGGCUCCAGCAGCAGCUGAGCGACGUGUGCUACAGACAGGCCAGCCAGCUGGAGUUCAGACAGAACGUGCUGCAGCUGGCCCACCUCUUCCACAGCGCCGCUCACGAGUUGUCCCAGCAGUUGGAUGGACUACUGGGCAUGCUCUGUGCAGAAGCCACCCCAGCCGACGGAGCUGCCAUCCAACAGACUUUGAAACAUCUAGAAGAAAAACUCAAGAGCGUGGAGGGCGGUUUGCAGGGCUUAAGGGAGAAAGCUCAAAUCCUCCUCAACCAAAUCUCCAAUCAGACAUCCUGGACGUACGGGAAAGAGGUCCCUGCUGAAAACAAAGAAAACGUGGAACAUGUUCAGUGCGUCUUGGAUGAUAUGCAGCUUCGGAAACAGAGGUGUGAGGACAUGGUGGAUGUGAGGAGACUGAAGAUGCUGCAGAUGGUUCAGCUUUAUAAGUGUGAGGAGGACGCUGCCCAGGCAGUCGAAUGGAUUGGUGAGCUGCUGGAUGCGCUCCUGAAGACUCAUAUCAGACUAGGAGAUGAUGCACAAGAAUCCAAAAUACUUCUGGAGAAGCACAAAAAAUUUGUGGAUGUCACUCAGAGCACCUAUGACUACGGCAGACAGCUGCUGCAGGCCACAGUGGUGCUGUGCCAGUCCCUGCGCUGUGCCACCCGCUCCUCUGGCGACACCCUGCCACGCCUCAACCGCGUCUGGAAGCAGUUCUCCAUCAGCUCCGACGAGCGGCUUCAGCGGCUGGAGGUGGCCAGCUGCUUUCACUUCGCUGCGGAAAAGGUCCUGAAAGACAGCCCGGAACAGGCAGAGACUCCUAUUGGACCUGAGACUUACGAGGAGGUGGAGUCACUGGGGAAGUCCCUGCUGGAUAGGCUGACGGUGCCUGUUGUGUUUCCUGAUGGGAGCGAGCAGUACUUUGGCAGCCCAAGCGACAUGGCUUCCUCUGCCGAACAUAUCAGAGAGAAGAUGAAGCUGGUGGAGGAGAGGAGGCUUCAGCAGGAAACGGAAAAGCAGCCAGAAGAGCAGGAGGAGGAGGAAGAGGAGGAGGAGGAGGAGGAGGAGGAGGACUUUGAGACUGACCCCCAGCACAGCUAGCAUUACCCGUCUCUGUCGCUUCUUUCAAACCGCUCCAAAGAAAGCUAGGAGCUGCGGUCAACACAGCACCUGUAAUGACCGCCUGCCGGGCCGCAAAUACUGCGUAAUGCAAAAUGCAGCAGGAAAAACCCCUUCCCGGCAUUCAGUGGGCACCCUGGCACUUCUGCCAUUUCAGCCCUGCCCUUGUUGCCAAGCCUUAUUAACUUACCAUUCAUAGAUAAAGAUAGAAGUCCAGAGUGUUCCCAUUAUGUUGCAUGACGAGAGGGUCAGGAGAACGAGUGACUGCACCGAACUUACAAAAGCCAUACCAUUCCCGGUUCUCUUCUCCCACAGGCAGGUGUCUAAAGCUUCUGUAGUGCUACAGAAUGUAUAGAGUGUAUAUAAAAUGCUAACUCUUUGCUUUUACCUGGCCCUGUAAAGUUAUUUAGGCCAAGCGAACUUGUUCAUGGACAGUAAUGCAAUGAAUUUUAUAUUUUUAUUUUUAAUUAAUUUGUAAAACCUUGCCAUACCUUGUGUCAAUACACAAACCUGUUCAAAGGGUAUUUCAUACUGACAUAAAAUGCCUAACCUACUCUUUUUAAGUAUACAGUAUAAGAAACCAUAUUCAUGUUGUCAAAGCUUUUUAAAAUAAUUUAAAAUUACGCUUGUGUACAUGAAGGUACACUUUAGAAGUAAAGCUCUGUGUGGAACCCGAAUUGCAAUUGCAUAAACCUUGUAUGAAUUUAAAGGAAAUGAGGUGCGAACCAUUUAUUCUCUUCAUAACUGUCAUUGUGUGCUUCUUGUUUCCUUGAGAGAACUACAUUAAAAUAAUAAUUCUCUCUUUAUUUUGUCUGUUUCUGUUGUUUUUCAGCCUUGCCAAUAUAUGCUUUUGGUCAUUAAAUUUAAUCUAGGAAAUAAAUGUUCAAAAUCUUGGAAACUAUGAAGGCAGUGGUCAGAAAUUAUCAUUUUAAAGCAGUUAAUUUCUUGAUAUGGUAGGAUUAUAAUCGCAUAUUUAUUUGAGGAAUAUUCCAACAUUAUGAUGUAAAUAAUUAUUCUGAAUUAUUUUUGUUGAUACACUACUUGGCCACAAGGGUACACUAAUGUGCCAUUUCUUUGUAUUGUUUUUCAGUUUCCUAAGUAAUAAAAGUGGAGGGUAAAAAGA
This is a messenger RNA of Conger conger (European conger), 3693 nucleotides long. RefSeq names its product SEC14 and spectrin domains 1 (gene sestd1). NCBI's taxonomy places the organism in Eukaryota, Metazoa, Chordata, Actinopteri, Anguilliformes, Congridae. Bases 402 to 2552 code for a protein of 716 amino acids. The transcript has 19 exons. The record is from RefSeq and is a predicted model, not a curated record.